This is a messenger RNA of Chilo suppressalis (striped riceborer), 819 nucleotides long. NCBI's taxonomy places the organism in Eukaryota, Metazoa, Arthropoda, Insecta, Lepidoptera, Crambidae. The record is from the annotation of a GenBank genome assembly.
AUGAAGAGAACUACUCAGCUAUUUGAUUUGUAUUGGGAAGACAUUCUCGUAGCCAAAAUUUUGCCAUACCUUACUAUGCGGGAGUGUUUUGUUUUUAGAUGUGUAUCAAAAACCUGCUCACAAAUAAUAGACAUGUAUUUUUCCAAGUUGAAAGCGCUGAAAUCGAUAAGAAAAGGGUUUUCGCCGCACACCUUCAAUGUGUUUACCCGGACUUGUACCAGACUGAAUGUGUUGAAUCUGAGCAGGUCCGUAUCUCUGAAUGAUAACGACCUCAUACCUCUGCUACUCCAGAACCCCGGACUGGUCGUUCUGAAUCUCAGCUAUUGUGAAAAUUUGUCAGCUAAGUGUUUACAACCUGUCAUCCUAUACUGCAAUAACUUGAAAACAUUGAAACUCGCGCAUUGUGCGUGGCUCACUACUGGUGCCAUGGAAGCGCUGGCAUUACACCAAACUGCACUAGAAGAUGUGGACAUAUCACACUGCUUCAAUAUCUCAGAAAGCUGCAUUCUGAUAUUUAUUAAAAAGUUCAUAUAUUUGAAGACUUUGAAUCUAGAGGGUAACACACAGGUGUCAGACAAAAGCCUGUAUGCUCUAUCCAAGUACAGCACAUCAUUGCAGCUGCUCAAUUUAGGAGGCUGCUCUGAAAUCACAGAUAAAGGUGUGAGGGCUUUGGCACUCCACAGUCUGAAACUAAGAGGGAUGUUAUUGAGAGGGUGUACAAAAGUCACUGAAAAUAGUUUAAAGCAUAUGAGAAAUCGAGUGAAACUUGACAGAAGAGCUGCUGAGCCUGUCCCGAUGCCAAUUUAUGUCCAAAUUUAA